Molecule: messenger RNA, 1284 nt
Organism: Brassica napus (rape)
Lineage: Eukaryota; Viridiplantae; Streptophyta; Magnoliopsida; Brassicales; Brassicaceae
Product: B-box zinc finger protein 22-like
Exons: 4
Coding region: 191-1066 (291 amino acids)
Biological process (GO): photomorphogenesis; regulation of DNA-templated transcription
Cellular component (GO): nucleus
Molecular function (GO): zinc ion binding
Source: RefSeq, a predicted model, not a curated record
GAAAAAUAUUUAUCAGAAAAUUCUCAUACAGACAAAUUGGUAGAACGUAAGAGUUUCUUAAAACCAUAAACCUCAAAGUCUUGAGGAGACAAAUCAAGUCUCCGACAGCGAUCCACAAGCGAAACAACAAAAUCAAAGAAACGAAAGGAUAAGUUUCGUUUUCUCAAGAUUUGAAUCUUUGGUUUUUUGGAUGAAGAUACAGUGCAACGUCUGCGAGGCGGCGGAAGCGGCGGUGCUAUGUUGCGCCGAUGAAGCUGCGUUGUGUUGGGCUUGCGAUGAGAAAAUUCACGCCGCUAAUAAACUCGCUGAAAAACACCAGAGAGUCCCUCUCUCUGUCUCUUCCUCUUCCAUACCCAAAUGCGACAUUUGUCAGGAAGCUUCUGGAUUCUUCUUUUGUCUGCAAGACAGAGCUUUACUAUGUCGGAAAUGCGAUGUGGCAAUCCACACUGUGAACCCUCAUGUCUCAGCUCACCAGAGGUUUCUUCUGACUGGGAUCAGGGUUGGUCUUGAAGCUAUAGACACAGGUCCUUCUACAAAAUCAUCAUCACCAGCAUCUAAUGAUGAUAAAGCCAUGGAGACCAAACAGUUUACAUUAACUACAUCUGAGCCUCAGAAGAUGGACUUUGAUCAUCAUCAGGUGGGUUUACCUGAAACUAAAGUCAGUGAUCAUGUUUCCACAAAGCUUCCUAUUGCAAGCAGUGGAUCAGCUACUGGUCAGUGGCAAUUAGAGGAGAUUUUCGGAUUAACUGACUUUGAUCAGAGCUAUGAAUACAUGGAGAAUAACGGUUCAUCAUCUAAGGCUGAUACUAGUAGACGAGGAGAUUCAGACAGUUCUUCCAUGAUGAGAUCUGGAGAAGAAGAUGGAGAAGAUAACAACAACUGCUUGGGAGGUGAGACAUCAUGGGCAGUUCCACAGAUCCAUUCUCCACCAACAGCUUCUGGUCUAAACUGGCCUAAACAUUUUGACCAUCAGUCAGUGUUUGUUCCGGACAUAUCUUCUUCAACUCCGUACACCGGCUCAUCUCCUAACCAGAGGGUUGGGAAGCGGCGGAGGAGACGGUUCUAAAAACUGCAACGACCAUCGGCUGGUCUGAUAAUAGAUGUGAACUAUUGUACUGUAGGUGUUGGUAUGUGACUUGAAGUUGAGUGUUCAUAUUUGGAACAAAUAUAUUAUAUUUGGUGAAAGAUUUGUAUUGAGAUUACAAUAAUAUGUACAUGACAUCAGUCUUGUAAUCAUCAAGUAGCUCAUUUUGCUAGCUAAAUUCUAAAUAUGUAGUUACAACU